ACUGCCCUCUUCACACAUCCACCAAACACUCACUUUUGGUAACAGCGAGGUCAGCUUGUAGUUCAGCCGAGAAGGGACUUUUACAAGGGACUGGAGUGUGUGUUUGACUGUGUGUGUGGGUGUGUGUGUGUGUGUGUGUGUGUGUUAAAGUUUGUCAUUUUUAUAUAUGUGUUGGAAGGGAAGUGAGCAGUUUUUUAAGUUUUUAGGGAGUGUAAAGUGUUUUUCUUGUUGUUCAGUGUCAGGUUAUGAGAGGCGGUCAAUGAGAGUGACUGUACAGGUGUAAAGGUUGAAUUCAGGUGUGUGUGUGUGUGUGAGUGUGUGUCGCUGUAAGGAAAGGCCACUGCAAGUUGGUGUAUUUUUUUUAAGUGUGUGUGCAUUGUUGUGAACAUUAAGGAUGUCUAACAAUACCAUCAACUUCUACGCUAUGUCUGAGUCCUUCACCUCCUAUGACAUUAUUGUCAUAGUUACCUACUUUCUUCUGAACCUCGCUGUUGGCAUCUGGUCAUCAUGCAGGGUGAGCAGGAAUACUCUGAGCGGAUAUUUCUUGGCUGGACGGGACAUGGCCUGGUGGCCGAUUGGAGCGUCUCUCUUUGCCAGUUCAGAAGGCUCAGGUUUGUUUAUUGGCCUGGCUGGGACGGGAGCUGCAGGAGGCAUCGCUGUCGCUGGCUUUGAAUGGAAUGCCACCUAUGUGUUGCUGGCUCUGGCCUGGGUAUUUGUGCCUGUCUACAUCUCCUCAGGGAUUGUGACAAUGCCGGAGUACCUGGGCCGUCGUUUCGGAGGAGAGAGGAUCAGAACCUACCUCACUGUCCUCUCGCUGCUGUUGUCCGUCUUCACAAAGAUAUCCACUGACCUGUUCUCUGGAGCCUUGUUUGUUCAGGUGUGUCUGGGAUGGAACCUCUACCUGUCCACUGUCCUCAUGCUGGUGGUCACUGCUUUCUACACUAUUGCAGGUGGUCUUGCUGCUGUCAUCUACACCGACACUCUACAGACAUUAAUCAUGAUUAUAGGAGCAAUCAUCCUAACAAUCACUGCCUUCAAGGAAAUUGGUGGCUACAGCAACCUGGAGCGUGCGUACAGCAUGGCGGUACCCAGUAAGAUCAUUCCCAACAGUACCUGCCACCUGCCACGUCAGGAUGCCAUGCACCUGUUCAGAGACGCCGUCACUGGAGACCUGCCCUGGCCCGGCAUGACUCUGGGGCUCACCAUACUGGCCACCUGGUACUGGUGCACUGACCAGGUGAUUGUACAACGGUCCCUGUCUGCUAAGAACAUGAGUCAUGUGAAAGGAGCAUCUAUCCUGGCAGCCUAUCUGAAGAUGCUCCCCUUCAUCUUCAUCAUCCUCCCUGGCAUGAUCAGCCGAGCUCUCUAUCCAGACACUGUAGGAUGUGUGGAUCCAGAAGAGUGUGUGCGAGUGUGUGGAGCUGAGGUGGGAUGCUCAAACAUCGCCUUUCCCAAACUGGUCAUUGAACUCAUGCCAAGUGGCUUGCGUGGGCUUAUGAUAGCAGUGAUGAUGGCUGCUCUGAUGUCAUCGCUGACCUCCAUCUUUAACAGCAGCUCCACACUCUUCACCAUGGACAUCUGGAAGAAAUAUCGCCAACGGGCCUCGGAGAGAGAGCUGCUACUGGUCGGCAGGAUCGUGACUGUGAUCUUGGUGGUGGUGAGUGUGGUGUGGAUCCCCAUCCUGCAGUCAGCCAAUAGUGGCCAGCUGUAUGUUUACAUCCAGUCAGUGACGAGCUGCCUCGCUCCACCCGUCACUGCUGUCUUCACCCUGGCUAUCUUCUGGAAGCGGACCAAUGAGCAGGGUGCGUUCUGGGGCCUGAUGGUGGGUUUGGCGGUGGGUGUGUGUAGGAUGGCACUGGAGUUUGUCUUCCUGCCUCCCAGAUGUGGAGUCGAGGACUUGGCACCUGCAGUCCUGCGAGGAGUCCACUACCUCCACUUCGCCAUUCUCCUCUGUGGGCUCACUGCUAUCGUGGUUGCUAUAGUAUCACUGCUCACACCGCCGCCCAGCCACGAACAGUUGUGUAACCUGACCUGGUGGACUCUGACUGAAGAGCCACCAAGAGAAAUCCCCCUACAGAAAGUGUCCUCUGUCAGCCACCGUAGCUCCCAGGGCUCUGAGCCAACACGGCGGGUGACAUGCGGUCGGGGGACAGGAUUGUGUAUCUCAGCAGCGCGGCGCUCAGAGGAGACUCCAACUCCCAGAGUUCAAAAUGUUAAAGAGAGUGUGUUCUGGUCCAGGUUCUGCUGUGUCAAUGCGAUCCUGGUGGUCAGCAUUAACAUUUUUCUCUAUGCAUACUUUGCCUGAGUAGAGGAUCAGAUUUAACAUCCUGUCCAACCCUCCUGCUGAACUCUGCCAGUCGCUCCAACCUGAACUCCAGAUCCAAGAAGGUGGGGGAAACAAACUGUGAUUUGUGUACUGAUUUUACAUGAAUCCUUCAUGAAUCCUGCAGAUGUAGCUUCAGGAAAAAAAAAUCACAUUUCAAACUAGAAAACACUGAGAGAGUACAAACCUCUAACCACAAACCUCUAAAUGUAGCCGAUCAUUUUAAUAAAAGACAAUGUUGCAAAAACCUUUUUAAACCUGCAUAUAUCAAAUUUCACAAAAUCAUAGAUAACUAUGGGCGACACAAUGCAUGGACAUGGAGUUUUUUUCAUUGAAGGAAAUGCAAAGGGUCACCAAAAAAAAGGCCAAAAAGAAGAAAGCUCCGUCUUAAAAUCCGUUUAAAAUCCUGAGCAGCGCAGACUGAGUUCAGUGUUGUCUUUAUAAAAAAAUAACUUUAUUAGGCCUACAGUAGUUCUACAGAUGUUAUGUUAUCUUUUUACCACUGCUCCACUAGAGGCUAUUAAUUAGUUCAUACAACCGUUCCGUCCUAUUUGAUGUAACCUAGUUUUAAAGUUUUCGAAGGGUAUUUACAAUGAAGCUUGUGGCUUGUAACAAGCUAACAUGAAUUGCAGCUGGUGCCAAAUAAAACAUGACGCAUCACACAUCAUCUGAAAUGCUAAGCAUACAAAUAUAUUAUAAGAUUUAGGUUGUAUGUUACUCCCAUAGUUCCUUUUGAGUCUAUAUGCUUAAUGGUAAUUAUAUAGUUAUGUUGUAAUGUUCUAAAGUUCUUUCAUGCUAUUUAGCUUGUUUAUGAUUAUGAAUCAGAAUGUCUCAGCCUUUUCUGGUCCCCAAAUUCUCCAGCUAUUAGUUUUUAAGUUGUCAUGUAAAUUUAAAUAUACACACACGUUUGUUUUUUUGUAUUUAAAGUGCAGUUGGAGCAUCAAAAUUAUAUGGAAAUAAUGACAUCCGUUUACGUUUAUUUUUUUAUCAUCACAAAUAUAUCAGACAGAAUUCAAUUCAAUUUUAUUUAUAGUAUCAAAUCAUAACAAGCGUUAUCUCGAGACACUUUACAGAUAGAGUAGGUCUAGACCACGCUCUAUAAUGUAACGAUAAUUCAAUGUAUCAGUACUGAAAAUUGGCUAUGACCCCUUUCUGAUUAAUAACAAGGUUGAGAAUCUCUGUUAUAAUAUCUGUGUUGUUGUGCAUUUGAUUUUUUUGAUUUAGAUUUUGGUGGUGACAUUGAUUAAGUGAUUGGGUGUAAAGAACCUCAUGUCAAUCAAAAGAUAAAAUAUCUUAUAUAUAACUAAAUAACUUGUAUAUUGAAUGUUUUUUU
Messenger RNA from Perca fluviatilis (European perch), 3656 nucleotides. It is a transcript of the gene slc5a10, whose product is annotated as solute carrier family 5 member 10. Gene Ontology annotation, molecular function: D-glucose:sodium symporter activity. Gene Ontology annotation, cellular component: plasma membrane. Gene Ontology annotation, biological process: transmembrane transport. Bases 395 to 2305 code for a protein of 636 amino acids. Lineage: Eukaryota; Metazoa; Chordata; Actinopteri; Perciformes; Percidae. The transcript is spliced from 15 exons. The record is from RefSeq and is a predicted model, not a curated record.